ACCUGGUUUCUCGUUCCGCUAGCGUACCACGAGUUAUGAGUCUAAUGAAGAGUCGGAGAAUGCCGGUUUUCUUGGGCCCUGUGGCCUAGGCAUCCGUUAUAAACAUACUGUGCUCUGUUGCGAUGUUUUUGGUUUGGCCACUUUUUUCUCCGGGUUUUUUUCCUUCUUUUUUCUUCUUUUUUUUGCAUCGUCUUAUGAUUCCCCCUGCCAUUUUUGGUUUGCAAUUCAUAUUGAGGCGCCUCGAUCUUGUUUACGAUUUUGCUGGAUCUUCAAACACUACUCAUGCCUACGCCUGCACUACCUUAUGCUGUACGGUGGUGAAAGCUGAGGGAGUUCCAUGCACGGCGAGGGCGAUUGGCUUGGAGCUUGCGGUACCUUAUUCGGGUUGGCUGUUGUACAUGGUUUCUCGCCGCUGUACCUACGAUUACGAUUCUGGCUUGGUGAGCUGGAGGGGAUUGUCACGUCCUCACUCUGAUCCGGACCGUACCUAUUUUAACAUCUUAAUACUUCACUCCUAUACCGUGUGUUCUAUACAUUGUGUGCGUGGGGGGUGGAUUUCCUCGGUAUUCUGUCUGCACGCUGACGCCCGAUUUCCGAGAGAAUCUGGAUUCUUCAGAAAAGUUGUGUAUUGUGCUUGGAACUCAACGCUCCUGGAGUCCGUAAUUCACCAGUCAUCGGCGUGACUCACAGGACCACGAUGCAAGCCGAGAAGUACGAGGUACUGUGUGUGUGACGUACUGAUGUUACUUGUUACCUUAGCUUCCAAAUUGAAGACCUACCUUAUUGGACUCGCA
Sodiomyces alkalinus F11 is the source of this 794-nucleotide messenger RNA. RefSeq lists its product as hypothetical. NCBI's taxonomy places the organism in Eukaryota, Fungi, Ascomycota, Sordariomycetes, Glomerellales, Plectosphaerellaceae. The coding region runs from base 123 to 683 and encodes 186 amino acids. The transcript has a single exon. The record is from RefSeq and is a predicted model, not a curated record.